UCAUAAUUUUUUAUUUGUUGUGUUGGAGACUUUUUAUGAGGAUCAUAAAAAGAAAAAUAAAUAAUCGAAAAUAAAUGUGGAAUUAACAAAAUACUAAAUGUAAAUUAAAAAAUAUAAAAAAACUUGACAUUAAAUACAAAUUUGAUAUACUUUGGCGUUUUGGAAUACACAGGAAUAUUCUAAGAGACUUAUUAAAUAUCAAUGCGUGUUGUUAUGGUGAAUCGUGUCGUCACAAGUGUUCAAAAUAAAAUUCAUGUUGUUUACUUAUUAAUGCUUGCUAGCAUUUUAAUAGGGUGUAACUAAAAGACGCUGUUUGUGUUAUUAUUACAUUACGUUUUUCCAAGUUUGACUUGUUUUGAAAAAGUAGUCUUCCGCUGAUAGACUAUGUCAACGCUCGACGAACGAACAGCUUACAAAAAUAAUCCAUUUUUUACUGGUCAUAUUUAUGGGAAUUUUUCGCCAUUUUAUGUGACAAUUGCUGUGUGUACCGUUGUACUUGGUUCCAUAAUAAUUUUGAAUAUAAUCUUUGGUUGCUGUUCGAAACAUCGUCAGUACUGGCAGGAUAGACAUACAGGCAAUCGCUGGCUAGUGUCAAUUUGGUCGGCCACACCUCAUAAUCAACCACCAUUAGAUUUUACCGAACUGAAAGACGCCAAAUAUUUUCAAAGUCUACAGCCCGCUCCACGACUUUUUAGCGAAGAUAUCGAAGCUCAAGUAGAAGACGUGCCAAUACAUCACCAGUACCAACAAAGACAUCCUCGUCACGAAGGCAGAGGUUUGCAUCAACAAAGGCAACGUGAAGAAUACGUAGAAUUGCAUACAAAACGAGAAAGCGACAUAUAA
Calliphora vicina (urban bluebottle blowfly) is the source of this 843-nucleotide messenger RNA. RefSeq names its product wurmchen 1 (gene wrm1). Lineage: Eukaryota; Metazoa; Arthropoda; Insecta; Diptera; Calliphoridae. The transcript is spliced from 3 exons. The record is from RefSeq and is a predicted model, not a curated record. Bases 385 to 843 code for a protein of 152 amino acids.